Lepisosteus oculatus (spotted gar) is the source of this 4092-nucleotide messenger RNA. RefSeq names its product secreted frizzled-related protein 4. Gene Ontology annotation, biological process: non-canonical Wnt signaling pathway; canonical Wnt signaling pathway. The record is from RefSeq and is a predicted model, not a curated record. Gene Ontology annotation, molecular function: Wnt-protein binding. Gene Ontology annotation, cellular component: cytoplasm. Lineage: Eukaryota; Metazoa; Chordata; Actinopteri; Semionotiformes; Lepisosteidae.
UAUUUCCUCCUCUUAAAUUUCGCCCGUAGCCCUGAGGCUGACACAUUGAUUGGGACAGGUAGAUUGGCCCUUCGAUACGAGGAGCGAAGUGCGGUGCUAAGCGUUUACAGGGACAGAGGAUUUAGUGAAGCUGUCGAGGGAAUUGAAAGGAGAUGAGGAUGAUGUCACUGAGUCUGGAAAAUAAUAAAUGAUGCAGCCAAAAAAGAAAUGGAAAGAACCGGCGUCACUUGUGGAGUUGGUAUUCAUCCCACGUUAAAUUAAGUCCUAUAAUUUCAAGGAACGGGUUCCUGUGGCUCAUUCUACAAACGGACAGCCCAUAUUGAUAAAUACAUAUUUUGACAAAAAUCUAUAUGCGUCCUUUUACUGUGACUUCAUCAGUCUUGUUGGACAAGAACUUUGGGGAUUUAUUGUCAAAGUCCAGCCGAGGAAUUAUUCCUGCAUACAGUACGUGGUCUUGAACUUCAAACUUGCGUAUAAAAGGAAUUCUUUUACAGGUGAUCCCUGAAGACUAGGGUUUGAACAUGCCCGCAGUAGUUGCUGCAGUACUGGGUUUGUGGAUAGGUGCCGCAGUGGUGGUCUGCGGUGCCCCCUGCGAGCCGGUGAAUAUCCCCAUGUGUAGGACCAUGCCGUGGAACAUAACCAGAAUGCCCAACCACCUCCACCACAGCACGCAGGAGAACGCGAUCCUUGCUAUCGAGCAGUACCAAGAGCUGGUGGACAUCAACUGCAGUGAAGUGCUGCGCUUUUUCCUCUGCGCGAUGUACGCUCCCAUCUGCACCCUGGAGUUCCUCCACGACCCCAUCAAACCGUGCAAGUCGGUGUGCCAGCGAGCGAGGGACGGGUGUGAGCCCAUCAUGAGGCGGUACAACCACAGCUGGCCCGAAAGCCUGGCAUGUGACGAGUUACCAGUGUACGACCGGGGAGUCUGCAUCUCUCCCGAAGCCAUAGUUACGGACCUACCUGAAGAUGUGAAGUGGGUCGAUUUUUCCCGAGAUGUCAUGCUAGAAAAACCACAUGCGUCAGACUGUAAAAGCUGGAAUUCCGAUCGCUGCAGGUGCAAAAAAAUUAAACCAACGCUGUCAACAUACAUGGAAAAAAAAUACAAUUAUGUUAUUCACGCUAAAGUCAAGGCCGUGAGCCGAAGCGGUUGCCAUGAGAUAACGACGGUGGUGGAGGUGAAAGAAGCGCUGAAGUCCUCGCAGCCCAUCCCGCGCGCUCACGUCCCCUUGAUCACCAACUCGUCCUGCCCGUGCCCGCAGCCGCUGCUGAAUCAAGAGGUGCUCAUUAUGUGCUACGAGUGGCGCUCAAGACUGAUGCUGCUUGAGGGGUGCCUUGUGGAAAGGUGGAAAGACCAGUUGGUAAAGAGAUAUAAGCGAUGGGAGCAAAGACUACAGGAGCAACAAAGGAACCCCAACACCGGCAGCCCCAAAGUGAACCCUAAAAGCACAGGUUCAGCCUCCGGUACCCCCAAAAAGACCGCCACAAGCAAGAACACCCAAAGGGAUGGGAAACCCAAAAAAUCAUAAGCUGCCAAAUUUCUAUUACAUCAUGUUACAGUGGAGGGUUCUGCAUGAUGACUAGUGGCGUCUGGCUUCACAAGCCAGGCAAAUGGUUGACAAUAUUUCCAUGGUUUUCUUUUUCUGGGGGGAGGGGGGGUGUGGCUAUUAUGCUACCUGUCAAGUUCUCUCACCGUACAGUGCCAACAUUUUUGCACUACAUUUGUGUUUUGUUUCUCAAGCUCCUUUGUGUUUAACCAGGGUGACACCACCUAGUGUUGCCCUUCAUGAUUGCAUCUGGUUAUGCGUUAGUGACACUCCUGUGUGCUGCAAAAAAAACUUUGCAACUAAGUAGAUUUGACGUUUUUGUAUUGUUUCUACAUAUAUUGAUUUUUUUUCUUUUUUUAAAUGUAUUAUAUACUUCAGACUGGCUUCUGUUGUUUUCAACUUAUUUAAAAAUUAUUGAGAGAUGAAUAGUGGUGUUCCUUAGGGAAUUGUGCACAGAGUUCAUGCAAUGCAAAUAGGGGAAGGGUUAGGACUGAGGUGACAGGCGUGAAUGUGAUAGAAAUGUCACCCCUGUCGCAGUGUGUUAUUAAAAAUUGUUGCACAAAUCCAGCCUCUGCUUUCAGCUGGAAAACAGCAUCUGCUUAAGAGCUUGUAUUUUUAAGAACCCAUAAACUUACUUUUCUUAUGGCACUUUUAGUGAGUUAGUGGAGUAAAAAGAGGAGUUCCCCACCUGCACUUUCCUCUCAGAUUUUAUAUUUUGUAUGCCAUAUUACCAUGUGUAAUAGUUGUAUUCAUUUUUCUUUCUGCAGUUGUCAAAAUAAGAACUAUUCCAUUGUUAAAUGGCUUUCCCUGUUUUCGUAUUGUUGCAUAUCCUACCAUGUGAUCACUACUUGAGUGUGCAUGAGGAUGUACUGUAGUUUUUGUGUCUUUGAAAAAAACACGCAUUUUGGUGUUGUCAGUUCAGAAGAUGGUCAAAGUUCGGCAAGACUGACAUACAGAACCAGGGCAGGGCUAGUGCUAUGAGCUGGACUAUCUCAUACUCAUUGAAAGGCCAUAUGAGCAUUGCUAGUAGGCUUCUGGAUAGCUGGAAAAUAGAAGUUAUUUUUUUAUAUUUCACCAUUAUGCAAUACCUCUUUAUAUGUGAAUGGUGGCAGUCUGAAAACUCCUAUCUUUUCCAUUUGUGGUGCCAUCCUGGGAAUCAUUUAAACUGAAAUCAACGAAAAUGUAAUGUUUCAACAGCUUCCUGCUUUUCAAACAUGGUUCCCCCAUGCACAUAUAUUCAUAUAAUCACUUGCAAUUAUAAAGCAAUUAGGACACAAUGGAAUAUGCAGCUUAUUGCUUGAUAGAUGUAAGAGCAACAUUGUACUAUUACAGCAGUGUCUCUUUUUUAACAGAGAAUUUUAAUCUGCAUGGCCAGAAUCCUCUUGUGAAUGAAAUGUAAUAAUAAUCUCUUUCAGAGGGCUGCAGUCCUAGUCCUGCACUUUUUAGUGGGAGAUUUGAAAUAGUCAGUAAGAAAAGGUCUGGGAAAUAUGGUAACACACUGGCGGAAAAAAAACAUACAGGACCAGGUCUGCAGGCCCCUGUUCUUGAACAUUCAGUGUAUGUAACCUGAUUCUGUCUUAUGUUUUAUGGUAUGUUAACUCAACUCAACAUCUCAACCUACUACAGGAUCAGGAAAACACAAAAAGUGACUUGUGUUGCACACAGGGUUAUAAUGCUUGACAACUAACACUCUCAGUAUUAGUCUCUGCUUGAGUGCAGGGAAAUUAAAAACAUAAAUAAAGCCCUGAAAGGGCCUGUGAUUAGCGUUUCAUUUAAUGUAAGAAAUGCGAUAGAUUUGUGUAUCACUUCAGACAACUGCUCAUUGUCUUUUGACUGUGAACACUGCGCUUUCUUGUUAAUUCAUAAAGUUGACCAAGUUCACUGCCAAAGACUUAUCUGUGGAGGUGUCAGUAAAUGUGAAGUUUGUUAUAUUUUUUCCUCUCUAAGCCUAAAAGCAAAUUAAUGUUGUUGAUAUACAGUAUUUCCUAAGGUUCUGAUACAAAAGUGACUACACACACUGAAAUAUUUCUUCCACUUCGCUACAUUACUGCAUAGCAAAAGAAGACUCAGUUGUGAGACUUACACAUGUAUUGGUCUCAAAGCAUUGAGAGUCUUUCAUUUUUGCUGUGUAAUAGAUGGAUUUAGGAAAGCACUUUAGUGAGUUUUGUGACUUAUCGUGAUCACAAAAAUUUCCACAAUCUACAUCUCCACAAGAUGACUUGUGUGCAACCUCUUUUCCUUUUGCCUAUUUUCCCUAAGGUGCAAUAAUUUUAUUAUUGUUAUAACUAUUGUUUUUUUGUUGUUCUUUUAAAAGCUGGCUUUAUUGCAUGCUUCGGUGUUUUAUAACAAGUGAACAAGACUGCUGGAACAGCUUUUUAAAUGUCUGCCACAUCAUUUUUUAAACCGAUUUUUUAAAGCAAUUUUUUUUGUAAAUCCAUAGAAAACAAUUGUAAAAAAUUAUGCCAUCCCACAAUGUACAGCAUUCCUUCACACUUUAAAAUGUAAGAGGUCAACAUUCCUCCUCUGAAAUAAAAUAUAUCACAUCUGA